Molecule: messenger RNA, 1842 nt
Organism: Ochotona curzoniae (black-lipped pika)
Lineage: Eukaryota; Metazoa; Chordata; Mammalia; Lagomorpha; Ochotonidae
Gene: PEX11B
Product: peroxisomal biogenesis factor 11 beta
Exons: 4
Coding region: 306-1085 (259 amino acids)
Biological process (GO): regulation of peroxisome size; peroxisome fission
Cellular component (GO): peroxisomal membrane
Source: RefSeq, a predicted model, not a curated record
CGGGCCUGCGGGCGCCGCCCUAGGACUAGAAUAUUUAAAGAAAAAAAAGGUGCCUCCGGAGAGGAGUUUAGGGAAUGGAGAACUUCUGAUACGGGAAUCUGACACACGCACGACAUCACGCUGGUGUAGGUCUAGAUAUCCGGAACUUCGAGACCUGAAAUUCCGCGGCAAGGGCCGGCUGCACUCGCUUUCCUUCCCGAUGCUGUUUGUCCCUCGCACGGCACCGUUGGGUCACCCGGGAAGGCGUGACUAGGGGCGGGAAGUGGGGACGGGAGCGGGGCCGCGGAGCCGUGGCUGCCGCUGUCAUGGACGCCUGGGUCCACUUCAGUGCUCAGAGUCAGGCCCGGGAGCGACUGUGCAGGGCUGCACAGUACGCUUGCUCCCUCCUCGGCCACGCAUUGCAGAGACAUGGGGCCAGUCCUGAGUUACAGAAGCAGAUUCGGCAGCUGGAGGGCCACCUGAGCCUUGGGAGGAAGCUCCUGCGCCUGGGAAAUUCCGCGGAUGCUCUGGAGUCAGCCAAGAGAGCCGUGCACCUGUCAGAUGUGGUCCUGAGGUUCUGCAUCACUGUUAGUCACCUCAAUCGCGCCCUGUACUUCGCCUGUGACAACGUGCUGUGGGCAGGAAAGUCCGGAUUAGCUCCCCGUGUGGACCAGGAGAAGUGGGCUCAGCGUUCUUUCAGGUACUAUUUGUUUUCCCUCAUCAUGAAUUUGAGCCGUGAUGCUUACGAGAUUCGUCUCCUCAUGGAACAAGAGUCUUCAGCUUAUAGCCGGCGACUAAAGGGUUCCGGAGGAAGUGUUCUAGGAGGAACUGAAACUGGGGGGCCCAGCAGCCCCGGGAGCCUGGGAGGAAGCCUUCCCCAACUGGCUCUGAAGCUUCGGCUCCGAGUGCUGCUGCUGGCUCGGGUCCUUCGAGGUCAUCCCCCGCUUCUGCUGGAUGUGAUCAGAAACGCCUGUGAUCUCUUCAUUCCACUGGACAAACUAGGCCUCUGGCGCUGUGGCCCUGGGAUCGUGGGACUUUGUGGCCUUGUGUCCUCCAUCCUGUCUAUUCUCACCCUUAUCUGUCCCUGGCUACGACUCAAGCCCUAACGUUCUGGUACAGGAUAAGGCAGAGACCUGACUCUGGGAGGUGGAAUCUUCUGUCUUCCCCAUAUACCGGCCUUAUUUUAAUUCUCCUGGAUUAGGAUAAAAAUCCAGUGAUUUUAGAGGCGGGAGGAGGAGCUUUGGAAAAGAUGAGAUAAGGAAAGGUAACCUGUGAAGUGGGUAGGACGAUCCUAAUACCCAGGUAUGCCUGAGCUUGUGUGCUGGUUCUUUUUCAUUGCCUGUGUCUCUCUUGAAUUUUUAAUUUGUUCCUCAAGUCUGUUUAAGGGUCUGCCACUGUACAUCUCUUUUUACCUUUUUAAUCUCCUGUCCAGGAAUUUUAUCAGAUAGACAAGGUAUAAGAUGUGGUCUGUAAGAUUCUAAUUACCUUAUUUUUUCUCACAGAGGUAGCUGGUGGCAGAGUCUUUGGAUUGUAAAUCAUAAUUUUGAGACUUUGUGUCCUGGUGAGCUCUCACUUGCUAGCUUUGUAAAAUAGACUAUCUGAUGCUUCCUUUCCCCCCAUGUUUCCUUUCUCAGCCUCCUUCAUAAUUUGCUCCUGACCCUUCCUGUACUUGAAUCUUUGGAUUUUGGUUUACACUUUUAUUUCAGAACUCUGUUGCCUGGUCUAUUCUUACCCGUUCUUUGCCUGUCUAGCACGAUGCUGUGUCUAGCAUCUUGUAAAUAUUGUACAAUGAGUCCAUGUAAAUAUUUAUGGCUAGUGUCCUCAACUCUUCCAAGUCAACAAAUUAAAGAUCCAUUUACUCAU